CUUCCAACGAUAAUGAGAUCAAUCUUCGAUCUACAAAUUGCUGACGAAAUGCCUUGUUUUGACCCAAAAGGCGUUAUUUUCAUUACAAACAAAUGGGAUGCACUUCAAGGUACUCACGAAGAUGGAGAGGAGGAUAUAAGGACACGUACCUGGAGACAUGUGAAGAAAGGAAUAUCAGAUGAUGUUGGUACAUUUAAGGAGAUCCAGGAAACCUUAGAUAACGUUAUUAAAGAAAACGAAAACAUAAGAGUAAAACAUCAUUUCAAUUUUUUACAGAAGUUACUUGAUGAUAUUAAGAUCGACAUACGUGCAAGACUAAAGAGUGUUUUUCUCACUGAAGAAGAGCAGACUUUGUCACUGGAAGAAACUCAAUUGAAAGUUGAAAAAUUGAAGGGUGACAUCGUAAAGCGGCGUAAACAGUUUGGGGAUCGCUUAGAUGAACUUAUAACAAAAAUUGCUGAUGAAAUCGUUCAAUUUGCAAAGAACGGGGAAGGAAUGAAUGCAAUCUUAAACCCACCAAGACAUAUUCCUAUUAUAGACUCCCCUUACCCUGAGAAAAUGGAGGAAACAGUCCAAAGUAGAGUGGAUAUGUAUGUGAAUCAAAACGUCAGGAGUCCAGAAGUUAGGGAAAAAUUUGAUUUGAUUAUGGCUGACAUCAAAAAUGUUUAUGAAGAAAUGUUGUCAGAGCUCUCCGAAAUGGAACGAAAAUGGACACAUUUAGAUAAGCAACAGGAAGAGGAAUUUUUUGAAGAGGAGACCGUAGUAAAAUAUGCAAUGUGGAUUCCGGUUGUAGUAAUUGGCCUUGUUUUAGCCUUUCAAUCAGGAAUUGGAAUAGACAUUGCACCCCUUACAGGUCCUUUUAAACUUUUUCAUAAGAAAUCUGAUGAAAAAUAUUCACUUAUAGAAAUUAUGUACAAAGAUUACAUAGAAACAUUACACGAGUACAUUUGUAAAGAACUUACAAAUGUGUAUGGGUAUAAUAUAAAAAAAUCAAUAGAAAAGAUAACGGGUGACAUAGUACCCAAAAGAAUAGAAAAAUUACAAGAUGUUAUUCAAGCUCUUUCCUUGAAUCGUCAACAUAUAAUUGAAAACCAAGAACAUCUCAAAAGAUUAUCAACAAAGCUUGCAUUGAUCAACAAAGAACGAGAUGAUAUUUGCGAGGCCGUCAAUUCACUAACAAAGGAUAACUUGUGACUUCAUUUUUUGCCAUUGCUCGUAAAACUUUUCAUCACACGAAUCGCAGAUAGCGGUAUUUUUGUGACAUUAAACACAUAUUUAUAUUUACUGAAAAGAAACAAAUAUCAUUUUCCUGCCUGAUUCUGUCUUGAGAGUCCCUUUUAACGACUACUGUGGAAUCAUUUUUAUUUUUAUUUUGGGGGUCAAUGUUCGUGGGUAGCCAAAUAUUUCCUGGUUCAUGGGGACGUUAUUUCUUUGGUACCAAGUUCUAUUUUGUUUUUUUUUUCCCAAAGUUAAAACAAAGAA
Saccostrea cuccullata (small rock oyster) is the source of this 1482-nucleotide messenger RNA. RefSeq lists its product as uncharacterized. The transcript has 4 exons. The record is from RefSeq and is a predicted model, not a curated record. Lineage: Eukaryota; Metazoa; Mollusca; Bivalvia; Ostreida; Ostreidae. The annotation marks the transcript as partial.